GUCAUCACUUAAUUUCAGUACAAAUAAUGGCUAUUGUAAAAGUAGGCCUCAGAGAAACAAAAAUAUACGUUUACUUUACUAACUAUAUCAUACUUACUAGGUCAUACGAAAUCAAUUUCAAUACUAUUAAAACAUAAUUUAGCAUCGGUAUCGAACUAUUCUUUUUUAUUAUCAGAGAUCGAUCUUUGUACUUUCGUUCUCUCAAUCCCAUGCCUCGCUGUUGUUGUGGUGUUGAAGUGUUGAGCGUGUUCCGUGUGUGGUUUGUCUGGUUUAUUCCAUACCGGAUAAUAAGCCGACACUGAUAGAUCUACUGAACUAUCAUUAUUCAUAUUGCUGACCAAAAAAAAGUGUUGAAGACUUUGCUGUCACAAUGAAGGCGAAAAUGCAGAAAUUUAGUUCCCGAAAGGAUAAGACGGCUUUGCCGAAGAAGAGGCAGUUUAACAAAAUACAGGAAAAAAGGAAAAAACAGAAGAAGGUUACGGAUGAUGCUGAAAUUGAAGCCCUAAGUUCAAAACUAUGGCCCAAUUUUGAUGAAGAAAAAGAGGAGUUGAAGCCCUCAAGCAGUAUGACAUUUGCAGAUUUUCCACUGUCAAAGAAAACCCUCACAGGAUUAUCUGAGCAGAAAUUCGUCACCCCGACAGAAAUUCAAAGGGAGUCCCUCCUGUUUGCCUUGAAAGGUCAUGACAUACUGGGAGCUGCCAAGACGGGCUCAGGAAAAACUUUGGCUUUCCUCAUCCCGGUUCUGGAGCUACUGUUCAGACAGCGCUACACUCCUGGGUUUGGCCUCGCUGCGCUGAUUAUGUCCCCUACUAGAGAACUGGCCUAUCAGUCGUUUGACAUGCUCCGGAAAAUGGGCAAGCACCAUGACCUCUCGUUUGGAUUAGUCACGGGUGGAAUGGGCCUGAAAGAGGAAGCCAAGAAGCUGACGAGCACCAACGUGAUCAUCUGUACCCCGGGCAGAUUCCUGCAGCACCUAGAGCAGACGCCAAACUUUACAGCCGAUGAGUUGAAAGUAUUGGUUUUGGAUGAGGCAGACAAGAUCUUGCACAUGGGCUUCGCAGAAACGAUGAAUGCCGUACUCUCAUCCCUACCCCCCCAGAGGCAGACGUUGCUGUUUUCUGCCACACAGACCAAGAGUGUCAAAGACUUGGCCAGACUGAGUCUGAAACGGCCCGUGUACGUCUCUGUGCACGAAAAAGCAAAGGAGACAACGCCCUCUGCUCUGGAACAGCGCUACGUCAUUUGUGAGACUGAGAGAAAGAUCAACAUGCUAUGGUCCUUCAUCAUGACUCAUAAACAUCAGAAGAUUUUGGCUUUCAUGUCGUGCUGUAAACAGGUUCGCUACUUGUUCCAAGUGUUCAAGAAGAUGCAGCCUGGGCUGACAGUGCUGUGCUUGCACGGACACAUGAAGCAGAACCAGAGGAUGAUCGUGUACAACGCGUUCACAAACAAGCAACACGCCAUCCUACUGGCCACAGAUGUGGCUUCGCGUGGCUUGGAUUUCCCUUCUGUCAGCUGGGUGCUUCAAGUGGAUAAGCCGGAGAAUGUGGAUACCUACAUCCACAGAGUGGGCCGCACAGCCAGAUAUGAGAAGUCGGGACAAGCUCUCAUGUUCUUGCUACCCUCAGAGGAAAAACAUUUGGUGGAAAAUCUGGCAAAACGGAAGAUCCCAAUCAAGAAACUGAGAGUGAACAAGAAGCAGGUGUUUGAUGUGACCAAAAAGUUGGAAAGUUUGUGUGCCUCAGAACAAGAGAUGAAGGCCAAUGCCCAGAAGGCUUUCACGUCUGCCAUGAAGACUCUGCACAUCCUUGAUCCAGUCGCCUUCAAAGCUGUAGAUCAAGAAGCAUUUGCCAGAUCGUUGGGUCUAGUCCAGGCUCCACGACUUCCUGUCGCGAAGAAGCGGAAAGCUCAGCCAGUCUCAGGUGCUGAGGCAAAAGCUGCCGGCAACGAGAGUGACGAGGAUUCUGACAGUGAAAGUGAGGACGAUGACGAGGAGGAGGAAGGCGAGAGUGAGGAGGAGGAGGAAAAGGAAGGAAUCUCACAAGCUGGAGGGAAAGAUACCAAAUUCAUGGUGGACAGCGAGGAUGAAGACGAGGGCUCCUUCUACGAUGUGGUCAAAGAUGUGGAGGUGGCCGCAGGGGAUCAGCAGGAGGAGCUGCCAGUCAUCGAGGAGAGCACGUCCAGAAAAAAGAAAUCUAAAGCGAGGGAACAACUGAGGCUCCUGAGGCAUGCCAAGAGGACGGUGUUUGACGAGGACGAGAACCCCACUGUUGAGGAGCAAGAUGACUUUGAGGAUGUUCAUGGCCUGAACAUUGAGAAUGCCAAACAGAGACUGCAAGAGCAGGACAAGUUGGACCGACAAGCGGAAAGAAUGAGGAUCAAAGAAGCGCACAGGGCCAAACGGCUGCAACAGAAAGAGAAGAGACGGCAGGCAGAGAUGGAGAAAAGACAAGCCAACGAGGAGCCAGAAGUGUAUCUGGGACAGGGAGAAAGUGACGGUGGGGACGAGGGUGAACUGGCCGAGGACAGCGACGCUGAACGUGAGCGAGUGGGCCGCGGACAAGGAGAGAUGGACACUGGAGGUGAUGAGGACAGUGCGGAUGAAAGUGGAAGCGACGGCGAGCGGGAAGAAAUGGAGGACAGUGAAGGAGAGGAGGAGGAAGAGAGUGACGGUGAAGAUGAGGG
Messenger RNA from Aplysia californica (California sea hare), 2685 nucleotides. RefSeq names its product probable ATP-dependent RNA helicase DDX10. Gene Ontology annotation, biological process: rRNA processing. Gene Ontology annotation, cellular component: nucleus. The record is from RefSeq and is a predicted model, not a curated record. Lineage: Eukaryota; Metazoa; Mollusca; Gastropoda; Aplysiida; Aplysiidae. Gene Ontology annotation, molecular function: RNA helicase activity; nucleic acid binding; ATP binding.